CAAUUAUUGGAUGUUGAAGAUGUUUGCGAUAUCCAAAAACCUGAUGAAAGAUCUAUAAUGACUUAUGUUGCUUUAUACUUCCAUGCAUUUUCACAUCUAGACAAAAUAGAGACAGCUGGAAGAAGAGUUGCUAAAUUUGCGGAAGUUAUGCAGUCAGUAUGGGACAUGGAACAUGAUUAUGAGAGACGUGUCAGACAAUUGAUGCAAAAUGUCAUAGACAAGAAAAAUGUUUGGGCCAAUUCUAAAUUUGAUGGAAGUUAUUCUCAUGCUAAACGUCAAUCCGCUGAAUUUACUCAAUAUAAAAGUAGUGAAAAACGUGCUUGGGUAUCCGAGAAAAGCGAUAUAGAUACCUUGCUCGGUAACAUUCAGACUAAACUCAAAACAUACGAUUUACAGCCUUAUCAUCCACCUGCUGGACUAACACUAAAUGAUUUGGAUAAGGCAUGGCAAAGUUUGAUAGAUGCCGAAGCUAAACGAUAUAAAACUAUUAAUGAUAAAAUCAGAGAUCUUUCGGCUAAAUUAGGUCCGUUGGAAAAUUCUCUUAGGCGUAUUGAGGAGCUUGAUAUGCAAUGUAGAGAGGCUAAUGUUGAAGAAAACGAUUAUACAGUUUUCUCUGUUGAUGACUUAAAAUUUGAAUUGGGGCUUGUGCAGCAAUCGAUCACCAAGAAAUCUUCCUUCAUUGAAAAUCAGAUUGUAGCAAGGAAUAUGACAAAUCUUACACCAGCUCAAUUGGAAGAAUUUGAAGGUACAUUCCGUCAUUUUGAUACCGAUUCGUCGAAUACAUUAAAUCCAUACGAGUUCAAGGCUGCUUUGGCUAGUUUAGGAAUAUUUUAUGAUGAUACAGAAUUGAAUGCAGCAUUUAACCAAAUGAGUGAAGGGCAACCUGAGGCCUCUUUUGAGCAGUUUAUCCUUUAUAUGGUUAAUGUUACAGAAGACAAGACUUCACCUGAUCAACUCCGACAAUCAUUCAAAGUUGUAGCCGGAGAUAAACCUUUUGUAACAGAGCUUGAUCUAAGAAGAUCAUUAUUACCAGAAAAUGUUGUAUCUUAUUUACAAGAAGCCAUGCCAUCACGGGAAAGUGGAUACGAUUAUUCCAAAUAUUUAGAUCAAGUGUUUCAGGAGUAA
Scutellospora calospora is the source of this 1125-nucleotide messenger RNA. The record is from the annotation of a GenBank genome assembly. Lineage: Eukaryota; Fungi; Glomeromycota; Glomeromycetes; Diversisporales; Gigasporaceae.